Molecule: messenger RNA, 2484 nt
Organism: Guyanagaster necrorhizus
Lineage: Eukaryota; Fungi; Basidiomycota; Agaricomycetes; Agaricales; Physalacriaceae
Exons: 13
Coding region: 101-2455 (784 amino acids)
Biological process (GO): transcription initiation at RNA polymerase III promoter
Cellular component (GO): transcription factor TFIIIC complex
Molecular function (GO): histone acetyltransferase activity
Source: RefSeq, a predicted model, not a curated record
GUCCUACUUUCAGCUUUUCUAAUGCCAUCUCUGGGGAAAGGCACCUAGGAUUCCUAUGCCCCGUUGAUUUCUUGGUAAAUCGUCUACUUGGACGUCUAAAAUGUCACACUAUGCGGUACAUACGGCUCUGAAUUUGCCGACAGCAACAUCACACCCCUCCUCAAAUUGCGUUCAAUGGUCGUCCGAUGGACAAGUCGUGAUUGCCACCAAGUCGGCUGUAUACAUAAUGACACCAGACCAUGGAAUUAAUUUUGAUACGACCUCAGUUAUCAGGUCUGUCGGUGAAGCGGGAGGUAUACCUCAUGUAGGCUGGUUCCGGACGUUGAUUCAGCUGGAUAAAACCGCUGCUGUGCGAUGGCCCGAAUACUCGCAAGAGUGGGGUGCAAACUCAUUAGGAUCAAUAGAUGUUUCUCUGUUAGCAGUGACCAUCUCACCGAGCUGUGUCACUGUCGACGCUGGAUGCGUAGUCGCAACUCUAAGUUCAAACAUGGAUCUAUCACUCUGGGUAUCAAGCAAGAAUACUCUGAAAGGAGAGUGGACAAGAACUCAUGACGUGACGACCUUCCUAAUAAAAGAGUACGCGUUGGUUCAUGAGACCGACCUCUCCAAUGUCCUCAAGGCCCAAAUUAUCAGUGCGUCCAUCAUAUACGACACAUCUAUCCAGCAUAAAUUUACCAUUACAGGUAUGUCGUGGUCUUCUCAACCUAACUUUGGAGUGUCGCCAAGCCCAAUGAUCAAUGGGUCACUGCUCGUUGGUGGAAGUCGCGGUGGGUCCGUAGUGUUUGUCAGGUAUAAUGAAGAAUACGACGUUCAGCACAUACAUACUAUAUCAGUUGCGGAAGGAUGGAUUACCAAUGUGGCAUUUUCUACUUGGACGUUAGUCGGUCCUGCACGAUGCGAGGCGCAUGUAGCGUAUGCUGUUGCCGAUGGCACUGUCGGUCUGGUCAAAGUCAUUGAAGAACUCGAAGUCUCGUCAGAUGAUUUCAGCGAAAACUAUAAAAUCAGAUUUACUUUUUUCAAAGAAGAUUCGAAUAUCGACGGUCGUGAUGGUCGAGGAGUGACAGCUUUACAAUGGAUAGAAGUUCCGAGAAAGGCGUAUGCACUCGUUCACUGUAAACCGGGAAGAGUGUCCCUGAGCACAUGUCCUGCAUCAACGCCUUUUUCUUGGUCGGGUAUCAGGACCCUCACUUUGAAAUAUUACAGGCUUUCAGUUGGAUCAUCGCCUUUCCUGCCCGUAUCAGGCAUUCAAUACGUGUCUGGACAUGACGCUGUCGCUUUGACUCUUUUUGAUGGCUCCAUACAUAUCAUUCAUGACGUAACAAAUAACCCUUCAUGGGAUGGUUCCUCGCUCACAACCCAGGCCCUCUCAGAUGCUGUCCGAGCAAUAUUCGUUCGCUCUGAAAGUGAAACCAUUCAGAACAUGGAUGAUAAUCAUAUUAGUGGAAUGGUGCCAUAUGAUAGCAUGGGCAGUUUAAUAUGGAUUCAUGAGGCAUCGCGAACAGCUGACUUCAGCUAUAAGCAUGACGCACGGCAUCAAAGCAUGUUCAUGGUGGCUCAGAUAUGGGAUCAGAGUAGUCAUAACAAUAUCCUUCAAGCACUAGAACACACACUGAACUCUGCCAAAGCCUAUACGUCGCCUCUGAACAGCCUUCGGCCAAUAUUCUUUCAUAUCCGAAGCAAGGAUGAAGUAUCAGCCCUAUACACUGAGAUCAUUAAAAUCCUAUCAGUCGAACUGCCUGAUUAUUCCACCGGCAUUUCUAUCUUUCCAUGGAGUGGUCCCCUACUUCCAGAAGCAAAACGCGCUUUCAGAAGAAGUUUGACGAAACAUCUUUUUGGCUGGGAUAUUCUGAUAGCCUUGAGAAUGAGGCUUUCGGUCUCUGAUUACCUUUGGAAAUUGUCAGAUGAUGCCGUGAAACAGGAAGAACUAGGGUACGCAGCACAAUCCCUUCUGAACACUAUUUCGCAUCGCAUUCUGCGUACCAUGAUCCGCCAUUUGGCAGCUAUUAUGCACUGUCUUACAGAACAUGAUGUUCCCUUCGUGUUGAGGAUGGUAGUGCAGUCACUUCUCCCCGGCUGUCCUCAAGACCUGUUAUCGGAGGGACAAGACAUAUCCGAGAAAAUCAAAGCGCUUUUUCCAAACCAGGCAUCAAACGGAUUCGCUGAGCGUUGUCCAGCAUGUCAAACCGAAAUCCCUCUGGAGGAUAUUACCGUGGCUCGCUGUCCUUUCGGUCAUAUAUGGUCCCGAUGUUCUAUCACGACUUUUAUACUAUCAACACCGUAUCUUCGGAGUUGCAUUGGCUGUACGCGAAAGGCGUUUCUUCCACCGUCGUCUUCUGGUGUUCCAGCCACCGGGGACUGGCUGCCAACAACGGCGAGGGGAUGGGUCACGGAAGAACUCCUGGAAGCGGUCCAUCGUUGCCUUUUUUGCGGCAACACCUUUGUUAGCGUUUUGUGAAAACACGCGUUGUGCAAAAUUAGACGUGA